Messenger RNA from Mizuhopecten yessoensis (Yesso scallop), 6760 nucleotides. Its product is annotated as serine/arginine repetitive matrix protein 1-like. NCBI's taxonomy places the organism in Eukaryota, Metazoa, Mollusca, Bivalvia, Pectinida, Pectinidae. The transcript is spliced from 25 exons. The record is from RefSeq and is a predicted model, not a curated record. The coding region runs from base 349 to 4587 and encodes 1412 amino acids.
GUUUUCUUGAUUAGUUCUUACCAAGCAGUGCUUGACGGACAUGGCGGACUGGAUCACCCAGGGUAUUUGUUUACAUAGGAAUAUAUAAUAAUUUUCUUCGUUUUGGGGUUAUAACACAUGCUUGUCAAAAGAAGACAUAAACAAAGUCAAUAACCAAGUGAUUCAAUUUUUAUGAAUGUGUUUUUGGUCGGAAGAAGGACAGGGAUUUAUUUGUGGUUUGGGUGUUGCUAACCACGCGAUCGUAUCUUUGUACCUGUCAACCACAUUGUCUUAGAGAAUAUUGGAACCGGAUUCUGACCGUUACAGGAUUUGACAUUCGCUACCACAUAUACAGUCCAUCACCAUACCAUGUCAUCAGCAAUGGUGGGAAAUGGAUAUCAACAAAACUACAACACAUAUAACGGACAGCCCGCCCCCAACCAGGGACAAAAUGUGAUGGCUACAGGUGUGUUGAGCAAUAGUGAUGAACACCACCAGAACAUACAGGAAUUCCUAGGCAGUCAGCGUCAGAGGGAAUAUAAUCAAAUGUUACAAAAGCAGGAUGGCUAUCAUGAACCCCACCCAUCAUCAAGACCACCAGCCAAUGAACAACAGUAUUACAGUUCGUCCCCAUCGCAGCCACAAAGUGUUCAGAAUCAACUGAGCGAGGAAGAAAGUGAUUCUAGCGAUGAAUUGGACAUAAAUGAACAUUCCAAUCAUCGCAAAGGUCGACGUUACAAAGACGGUGAUCCUGCGGAGGACGAUCAUCCUACUCCGUUACCGUGGGAUAAGAAUCUGUUGGAGGGAAAGCAAAGUGACGAGUUCCUGGCACGGGGUGGAAUUCCGAGACGAAGGAAACAAAAAUACACUCGGAAAUCUGGCAGGGCCAAGGAAAGGAAAAAUGAUUAUGUGGCUUUCCUUCAAUCGAAACUACUGGCUGUAAAAAAACAAAUUGAGUCAGAGAUGAAGGAAUUACAAAUUCAAUCUGGAGAGGAAGAAGAAAAUACAGAGGAUGAGCAGGAUGAACAGAAGAAAGGGAUUCAUAAGGAAACCAACAGAAAGAAAAAACUCCCAAAAAGAAAGAACAUACCAAGGGAGCUAAUCGUCCAUAAACGAGGAUUACAAACUCCACCUUGGGCAGAACAUUUCGAUGUGAAAGAAAUCAAAACUGCAGAUAAAGUAGGCCACGGAAAUGAGAAAAGUAUGAACUUAUCUGAACAAAAAGGCAUCCUUGAAGAACAGCCUUGGUAUCAAAAUCAUCAAAAAAACCGAAGAGUUACUCCAAUAGAAAAAGAGUCCAGUAAAAAUCAUCAUCACCAUGAGAAAUAUGAACCUAGUCAGUUAAGUCAAUCAGAAGGUCGUUCAUGGAACAAAAAUAAGAAUGACCUGGAGCGCUCUCAUGGUAGAAACAAGUAUCCUCAUAACCAAACAGACGAAUCAAAAUUGAAUGGACAGAAACAUUCUAAUCCUGUGCAGAAAGGUCCUCAGACUGGUUCUUAUCCUGAAAAUAAAGGUCAACGAUCGGUCACUCGAGAAAGUGAGAGUCAUUUAUGGAACAAUACAAGGAGAAUGCAGUAUAAUAAAAACCAUCCGUGGAAUGAACAACAAAGUCAGGAUAUAUCAUUGGAUGAUUACGAACAACAAACCAGAGGUCAAGGUCAGCAGAGAGAAAAUAGAUCCUUUCAUCCCAGUCAGCAAGGUGAGCAUAGACAAAGUAGAGGUCACCUGGACAAUGGUCAAAGGGUUGAAGGUCACCAGGAUGAAGGUUUACAAAGGAAGUGCAUUGAUCAGAAACAAGGAAGUCAAGCAAAGUCACAGGAAAGAAAGAAGUAUGAAAAUCAAUCUGACAGAGGUCAAAUUGACAGAGGUCAAUCUGACAGAGCUCAAUGGGACAAAAGUCAAUGGGAUGAAGGUCAGCUUAGUAAAGCUCAACUGGAAAAGAAUCACAAAGAAGAAAUUAACUACAGGCAUUCAAAUAACCAGCAAGAGGAGGACACGACAGAGGAGGGAAAGCAUUUUGAUGACUUCAUGCCAUUUGGUGGAAUGCUGAGGAGGAGAAAAGUUGACCCAGUUACUCUAAAGUCCGAGUUCUUGGAGGAGACACGGAAGAGUUACAAAGAGCUGACCAUGAAGGAACAGAACCCGUCUCCUCGGAGGAUGCCCACACCUCCUCAUGGUCUAGAUAUUGUCAGCCAGUCUGAGAGGACAAGGCAGGCUAGGGAGAAACAGCGACAGUAUGGACAAGAAUUACAGAAGCAAACACAGGAGCAAAUGUUUAAGAAAAUCCAGAAUAAUAUUUCGGUCAUAGAUAGGACGGGCCAACUACCAGAAGCACCCAAUCAGUACAAUCAUGUUGCUCCACAGCAGCAUGCCAUACCCCCGCCUCAACAACAUGCUUCACCUUCUUCCCGUAACAUCGCACCUCAGCAUCCUCCUCCACAGACUGCCUCACCCCCACCACCACAACACCACAAAAUGUUACCCCAUCCACCACAACACUCCCAAAUGUUACCCCCACCAACACAACAUACCCAAAUGUACCCCCCACAGCAACAUCCAUCUCAAAUGUUACCCCCGCAGUCUCCAAGGAAACCCCCUCAGUUACAUCAUACUCAGAUGAGUAAUUCCUAUGCGGAACAUCAUCAAGCCACACCUGCCGGAUCACGCUCUCCACCUCCCAGGCAGAGGAGCCACCCCACCCCCCAAAGAACAGAACAUGGGUACCAUCCAGAAUAUAAUGGGAAACAACAGAGUUCAAUAGAGUCUAGAGAUGGUCACCGCCCCCCGCCCCACCCCAGGAGACAUGCCACACCUGAUAGGCCAGACUGGGCUCGAGGACCACCACCCAGGCAGGAUGGAACCCCCACAGGCAGAUCCUCAUUUAGGCGUGACGAUCGACAGACUCCUAGUUACUGGAACGGCGGAAUCCCUGUCCGGUCUCCGGCGACCACUCCCAGUACUCGCACGCCCAGCACACAACAUUCUAAUAGGACCCUGACCCCCAAAGACUCCCAGGAAAAUAUACCGGAUAUACAUCUUGAAUCUUACCGCAAAAACCCCUUUGAGGAAAAUCGCAGAGGGGAAAGGAAUAGAGAAUACAAUGAGUUUCUUAGCCAGAAAGAAGUGAAGGCUCAAAGCAAGAGAGAACAGAUAGAUAAUUUGAGGAGGCAACCAGCGGUCCAACCGAAGUUCGACAAAUACGCUAGCUCGGACAGCCAUCAACAGCACCGGAAACAACUAGAGUCUGAACUUCGUGACCAGUACCAGUCCUUCCUGUCACAGAAUGGAGAGCCGGUAUAUACGAGUAGGAAUCCGAACUCAGAGUUAACCCUAAGUAGGCUCUCGGGCGGGCUGUCGGGUGGCAUAUUUGGUGAUGUACAACAUGAACAGGAUCGCCGACGAGUGAUGGUCCAACAGCGAAACAAAGAAUAUAAUCAAUUGAAGACAAAGAGUUAUUCACGGGAGCCUCAGCAUGAGUACAGCAGAAAAGGUCCAGAACUCGGUUUACCUCUUGAUAAUAAGAAGUCAAAUGAAUUGCGACGACGACAAGAAAAAGAUCGAAAUCAAGAAUAUAGGAGUUUUUUAGAAGAAAAGAAACGUUCACCAAGGAGAUACCAUCCGCCAACCCCCGAGGAUAAACAAGGCCUUCCUUUAACACAAAGGCCUUACGAUGAGAUGAAGGCUAUAAACGAAAAGCAGAGAAACAUGGAAUAUAACCAGUAUCUAGCAAAGACUGGGCUCCCGUUUGAUAAGAUGAGUUUGCAAGGCAGUGUUCAGGGAUCGGCGUUAGCCAGACAAGUUAACGGCCACCAUUCUGAAACGGAACAACCCACUCCUCAGAAAAGAUAUCCAAGCAAGAAACACGAUCGUGAGGUCACGCACAGAGUUGAGGAAGAGACGAAGCAACAGCCUGCAAACAGAAGCAAAGAGUUCUGGAGUUCCAAUGAUAACCCUAAGAUUUACCCCACUUCCGGUGAAUACAGGAGGCGAGGAGAGAAAAUGAAAGAAGAACUUCGGGAGGAAUUUCACGUCUUCAUGGAUAAGCAAGAACAGCCGAAAGAAAGGAAGAAGGUAUUUGGUGAGCAAGGUAGUGUGCUGUUUGUCUCGCAAUACCCGGACACAAAAAAGCACAUGAAUGCGGAGAGAAAAAGAGACAUGCUAGAACACCUAGAGAAAAAGAAGGGCGAGGUUCCCAGAAGACAAGGUGACCCUUCUAUGGACGAAAAGAACAUGUUUUCCGAUCUGGGUAAAUCACAGGAUGCUCAUAAAAAGAAAAUUCACGAGAACGCUAAACAGGACUACAGGAACUAUGUCGACCAUGCCUUCCCAGAAGGUCUGAAUAGAGGAGAGCCAACAUUUGCUGCUAGGAAAGCGCCACCUGACAGUUGGUACGACGCCCAACCUCCUACACACAGACGCUCACCACCCCGAGACUACAGACCGGAUCAAGAAAACCACCAGAGACACAAUCAUGAUGCUUACGCCGAACGAUUAGAUCAAGCUCGUGCAAACGAGGCUUUAUACAGGAAACAUGACCACCAGAUGAACGAUCAUGGACACAGACAACCUCCACCAAGCCAAGCCCAGGCUCCAUAUGCAUUGUACUAAAACGGGAGAGGACUUCGAUAUGCUGAUUUGAAGUCAGAUGUUCAUAGCAUUGGUGUAACCUGAAUGCGCUGACGACAUGGGAUCGUGGUGUCAUCAGGUUCACAUGAAGGAAUAAUGGUUAUAGUGCUGGUGAAGUCAUUGGGAUGAACAUAUAUUUAUACAUUUUUCAAAUGAAUCACUUAAUGUAUUUCCUUUUAAAGAAUAAUUUAUUCUUUAGUCGCAAAAUGUUGUAAGAAAUAUUCACCAGGUGUAUUAAGGAAAUAUGAUAUAUUGAAUAACAAAUUGUACAAAAAAAUAAGCAUAUACUCAUAUAUAUAUAGUUUAUACAAGGACACGUGUGUUGUCAUGUUUACUUUUAUUGUUGAUAAUCAGAUUCAAUGUUGUUGACGGCAGAUGUAUGUUAUAUUUUGCCACAGUUGAAUUGGUAGCAGAAGAAAUAUCUUUUUAAAUACUAUAUACUUAUGCUGUUAUAUAAAUGUCCUCCCUAAACUGCCCAUAUUACGCAUUGUGUUUUCCUUACUGUAUACCUAACAUAGGAAACUAUACUGAAAGUCUUGAUAAAGAUAAAUACAUUUCUUUUGUUUUAAUAGCUGACUUUGUAGAAGAGAUUUUCUUUCUUUGAAUGAUUGUCCUCGACUGUCAUUUCUUAUUUCGAAUUUUCGAGAAAAUGAUGCUUUGUUCGGACUUGUUUCAAUUAAGAUAUUGCAAAAAGCUGCAGAACAGAUUUUUUUCAAACAAAAGAUUACAUGAAAAAGUGCUGGAAUUGUGGUCCUUUAAAGUUUGCAUGUACUAGGGAUAUUAUUUUUAUCCUCAUAGUCUCUAGAUCCUUAAUCUGUUAUCAUUCAAGGAAUGUAAAGAAUAAUGAGUGAAUGUAGUUUAGAUACAUAUUUCAAAUUAUUAUUUAUUUGUUGAAUACUGACUGUGAUAAAUUAUGCUGUGUUCAUUUUUUCGAGUUGGGUGAAUGUGCCUUUCAUUUCUCCGUAGAUUAGUCGUACUUUCUUCUACUCUGUUAACCUACAAGAAAUCAGUCUAAAAUAGUAUUAGACCACCGAAGGCUAAUAAACACAUAUUAUGAUUUACAAAAUUAUAUUAUAAGAUAUACAUCUUACAAUAUAUACAAUAUUGGAUUGUGUUAUGUAUCGUAGAAUAUUUCCAAAAAGGAUUAUAGAAUAUUUACAAUAUUGUACUGUGGUAAAUAUCUUACAAUAUUGUAUGAUGAUAUUUAUAUAUACAUAUAUAUAUAAGUAUUGUAAUAGAAAUCUAGCAUAUUGCAUAUGUAUCUUGCGUAUUAUGAUAUCCAUAUUAUUUAUAACGAUACAAAUAUAACGUAUUAUGGUAUACAUAUUACAUUAUAUUAUACAUAUUACGCAUUAUGAUAUCAAUUUUAAGUAUGGCUACAUAUAAAUUACAUAUUGUGAUAGACAUUUAACUUAUUAUCAUAUACGUAUUAAGUAUUUUGUUAUACAUAUUGAUUAUUGUGAUAUACGUCUGUGAUGUUGGUUUCCGUCCGUUAAGCAUUUAGGUUUUACUCUGCAUUAAUUUGCUAUUUUUUAAAUAGUUAAAUACAUUUUUAUAAAAAAAAUCUGUUACUAGUCUAAGUUUUAAUUAUAGUUGUAUAUUAGUAAGCUAUUUAUUUUAUAUUGAGGCGAUUAGAUCUAAAUUUCAAUACACUUCAGAUAUUAUUUGAAUGUGGAUAACUUAAUUGGACGAUGCCAUUUCAUAGUUUUAUUUUUCUAGGCAUUUUUUUAAGUAUAAUCGCAGCUGGAAAUUAAUAAUUUACCAAUAACUUUUAUUUAUGGACUGCAUCAAGCAGGUUUAAGAUAGCAACAAAGUGCUAUUUCAUGAUGCUAUUUCUUUAAUCAAGCCAUUUUGUAAUUUUCUGGUGUUUUUUUCUGUUAAAUAGUGACGAAUGCUGAUGUCCUUUUUGUCAACAGAUGUAAAUUGAUUAAAAUAGUCAUUUUAUAAAACAUUGAUACAGUUACUAUUUGAAAUCACGCUAGACAUGGUAUGUCGAAUUUUAGUGCUGGGUGAGGGAAUUUGUGGAGAGAAUCUACAGAGUUUUGUAUAUUGUGAAUUAUAAACCAUUUUGUAUUAUAAAGACUAUAAUCUCAUUCAUGUGAUACAUUUGAACUAUUUUCAGAAGCUUGUAUUUCUCAAAAUAAAUUUGCUUUCA